AUGGCUGCUCGAUCCCCGACAGUGGGCACUCCGCUGGUGAAAUCCUCGGUUGCGCCUGAAUCACCCUCGAAAGACGCGCCGGUUGCACCCCAAACAGUGUCAUUUCCUCCACCACAGACCUUUGAGAUCAUCCCACCAUUGCAUGGGAUUCUCCUGCGCUUGCUCUCUCCCAAAGAUUCCUCCACCGGUGCAUCGGGCGCACCCGGAAAUGCAACAGGCGCCGCAACUGAGCCUGGCCAAGCCCAGAAUCAACAACCGGAUGGCGUGAACAAUGGCCAUCCCACAGCUUCACAGGCAGGGGCAGAGGUCCCACUCCUCGAUCCGACUGCACACCCACCACUUGACGUGAAACACCUGCCCACGGAAACCAGCGCCGUGAGAAUUCGAAUCCAAAAAGCUCGAACGGUCGUCCAAGGACUUCCAGAUGUACAUCGGACCAUCGAAGACCAGCAACAGGAAAUUGGAGAAUUGGAGAAGCAUAUGCGCAGGUUACGCUCCGUCAUCUCCGACUUUGGGACCCGAGCAGGAAUGCCACAAGAGGACAAACAGAGGGCCGAAAACAGAUUCAUACAAUUCAUCAUGUCUUCUUACGCUCUCUCCGAUGCCCACCGGGACCAAAUGCACAACUCCCUCGUGGCUAGCGACCCCGAGGUUGCUGCCAUCAUGGAGAAGGAAAUCCAGCGCCAGCGUGAGUCAGUCGUCCUGAUUGCCUCCGAGAACUUCACUUCUCGUGCUGUCUUCGACGCUCUUGGUUCCCCCAUGUGUAACAAGUACUCCGAGGGUUACCCCGGUGCUCGUUACUACGGUGGCAACCAGCACAUCGAUGCCAUUGAGAUCACCUGCCAGCAGCGUGCUCUCAAGGCCUUCAACUUGGACAACUCCAAGUGGGGUGUCAACGUCCAGUGCCUUUCUGGCAGCCCUGCCAACCUUCAGGUCUACCAGGCUCUCAUGCGUCCCCACGACCGCCUGAUGGGUCUUGACCUCCCCCACGGUGGUCACUUGUCCCACGGUUACCAGACCCCCGCCAAGAAGAUCUCUGCUGUCUCCACCUACUUCGAGACCUUCCCCUACCGUGUUGACCUCGAGACCGGUAUCAUCGACUACGACACCCUUGAGCGUAACGCCGAGAUGUACCGCCCCAAGUGCCUGGUUGCCGGUACCUCCGCCUACUGCCGUCUGAUUGACUACAAGCGCAUGCGCGAGAUCGCCGACAAGGUCGGUGCCUACCUCAUUGUCGACAUGGCCCACAUUUCCGGUCUGAUUGCCGCCGGUGUCAUCCCCUCUCCCUUCGAGUACGCCGAUGUCGUCACCACCACCACCCACAAGUCCCUCCGUGGUCCUCGUGGUGCCAUGAUCUUCUUCCGCAAGGGUGUCCGCGGCCAAGACAAGGCCGGCAAGGAUAUCCUCUACGACCUUGAGAACCCCAUCAACUUCUCCGUCUUCCCCGGUCACCAGGGUGGUCCCCACAACCACACCAUCACCGCCCUGGCUGUUGCCCUCAAGCAGGUCGACACCCCUGAGUUCAAGCAGUACCAGGAGCAGGUCAUCAAGAACGCCAAGGCCCUCGAGAACGAGUUCAAGACCCUCGGCCACAAGCUCGUCUCUGACGGCACUGACAGCCACAUGGUCCUCGUUGACCUCCGCGCCAAGGCCCUCGACGGUGCUCGUGUCGAGGCCGUUCUCGAGCAGAUCAACAUUGCCUGCAACAAGAACUCCAUCCCCGGUGACAAGUCUGCCCUCACUCCUUGCGGUAUCCGUAUUGGUGCCCCCGCCAUGUCUUCCCGUGGUAUGGGUGAGGAGGACUUCAAGCGCAUUGCCCGCUACAUCGACCAGACCAUCACCCUCUGCAAGAAGAUCCAGGGUGAGCUGCCCAAGGAGGCCAACAAGCUCAAGGACUUCAAGGCCAAGGUCUCUGAUGACAGCGUCCCCGAGAUCCUGGCUCUCCGCAAGGAGGUUGCCCAGUGGGCCAGCGCCUUCCCUCUGCCCGUUUAA
Penicillium salamii is the source of this 1992-nucleotide messenger RNA. Lineage: Eukaryota; Fungi; Ascomycota; Eurotiomycetes; Eurotiales; Aspergillaceae. The record is from the annotation of a GenBank genome assembly.